UGUGAACGGCUACUAGCUCUCUCACUGGGUCACUCACACCAAUAAAAGGGACCUCUUCCCCUUACCCCAGGUCUUUCCUUCUCGUUAGUCUCUUCGGCUCUCCAAUUAGCUGUGGAGACGCGUAUUCUAGACUCCAGACUUCUCUUUAUCCUUACCCAACUCAAAUAGCAUAAAGACUAUGGAGUGCUCUCAUCUGGGUUUACUUCUCCUGGUCUAUUGCUUUCUACAUGUGGUUCUUGCUUCUGGGUCACCCAGGAAUUUGCCAAUAAUGGCCUUUGAUGAAGGGUAUUCCCAGCUUUUUGGUAAUGAUAAUCUGGUUGUCCUUGGGGACGGGAAAUCGGUUCAUCUUUCUCUGGAUGAGAGGACAGGGUCGGGAUUCGUGUCUCAGGACAUUUAUCUUCACGGGUUUUUCAGUGCUUCGAUUAAGUUGCCUGCUGAAUACACUGCUGGUGUUGUGGUUGCGUUUUAUAUGUCAAAUGGUGAUAUGUUUGAGAAGAACCACGAUGAAAUAGAUUUCGAAUUUUUGGGUAAUAUCAGAGGCAAAGAUUGGAGGAUUCAGACCAAUGUUUAUGGCAACGGAAGCACAAGCAUUGGCCGAGAAGAGAGAUACAAUCUCUGGUUCGAUCCCUCAGAGGAUUUCCAUCAGUACAGCAUUCUCUGGACUGAGACUCAGAUCAUAUUUUAUGUAGACAAUGUGCCCAUUAGAGAGCUAAAGAGAACAGAAGCUAUGGGUGGUGACUUCCCCUCUAAGCCAAUGACUUUGUAUGCGACAAUAUGGGAUGGGUCUGAUUGGGCUACCAAUGGAGGCAAAUACAGAGUCAAUUACAAAUAUGCCCCCUACAUCUCAGAAUUCUCUGAUUUUGUCCUUCAUGGAUGUGCUGUUGAUCCCAUUAACCAUUUAGCAAAGUGUGACAAAGCUCAAAGUUCUGAAGCAAUUCCCACUGGUGUCACACCCGUGCAAAGAAUCAAAAUGGAGAGCUUUAGAAAGAAGCACAUGACAUAUUCCUAUUGCUAUGAUAGAGUUCGUUACAAAGUUCACCCCCCGGAGUGUGUGAUUAAUCCCCAAGAAGCAGAGAGACUUAGGGUCUUUGAUCCUGUUACAUUUGGGAAUGGCCGGCGCCACCAUGGAAAACGACACCACCAUAGCCGAACAAGCCAGGCCGAGGCAAUUUCCAUUUAGGAAGGUUGCAGCAUUUGUUUUGUGAAACGGGCAUUGUUAUCAUCUCUUAGUUUCCCUUUUAGUUUGUGUACAGAGAGGAGCACAGAUUUAUUGAGGGGGAUGAAGAGUUUUAUAUGGUUGGUGGUGGUUAUGUGUAUAGUUCAUUCCUAUAGGGUUCCCUGUUAUUUUAUCAUUGAUGAUGUCUCUACAAAAUUAAAUUUGGUGAUGAUUGUGUACUUUAAAAUCUUAAAUAGACAACCCUGAUUGUUUCAAUAAUUAUUAG
Messenger RNA from Juglans microcarpa x Juglans regia, 1442 nucleotides. Its product is annotated as probable xyloglucan endotransglucosylase/hydrolase protein 28. The record is from RefSeq and is a predicted model, not a curated record. The coding region runs from base 179 to 1180 and encodes 333 amino acids. Lineage: Eukaryota; Viridiplantae; Streptophyta; Magnoliopsida; Fagales; Juglandaceae. The transcript is spliced from 5 exons. Gene Ontology annotation, biological process: cell wall biogenesis; xyloglucan metabolic process. Gene Ontology annotation, molecular function: xyloglucan:xyloglucosyl transferase activity; hydrolase activity, hydrolyzing O-glycosyl compounds. Gene Ontology annotation, cellular component: apoplast; cell wall.